CUACCACCAGCAAAAAGAAGAGAGAAAGGCAGUAAAAGCAACAGCAUUGUUACUGGUUAAUCCAACAGAGGAAAUGGAAAUACCAAAUGCUAAAGAGUUCUUCAUUAUUGUAACUGGCUCCACCUACCGUCCACGUGGUUCAUGAUGGAGGCUACAAAGCAGAAAUCUCACAAGAAGCGACAAGCUGGCACCAAAGCUAUAAAAAAGAAGAAAAGGGACAAGAAGGGGAAGGAAAACGAGGAAGCAGAGGAUCAAAGAAACCCCAAGGCUUUCACUUAUCGUAGCGCCAUCAGAGCAGCCAGAUCAAAAAGGAGGACACUAGACAUCAAUGAAAAGAGGAACCGUCUCCCCCAGGUGGACAGGACUCCAAUUGAACCUCCUCCAGUACUAAUAGCUGUAGUAGGACCACCUAAAGUUGGGAAGACGACACUAAUCAAUGGACUAGUGAAGCACUUCACUCAUCACACUGUGUCCAAGAACCAGGGACCAGUCACUCUAGUGUCAGGUAAAAAGAGACGGAUCACAUUUAUUGAGUGCAAUAAUGACAUCAAUUCAAUGAUUGACAUAGCAAAAGUCGUAGACCUUGUAUUGCUGCUUGUUGAUGCCAGUUUUGGUUUUGAGAUGGAAACGUUUGAGUUCUUAAAUAUCCUACAGACCCACGGGUUCCCUCGUGUGAUGGGAGUACUGACACACCUUGACAUGAUGAAAAAGAAUAAAAACUUAAGGAGACUCAAAAAGAAACUCAAACAAAGAUUUUGGACAGAGAUAUAUCAGGGUGCGAAACUUUUCUAUCUGUCCAACAUUCGUCAUGAUCACUACAUGAAGAAUGAGUUGCAUAAUCUUGGUCGGUUUAUAUCAGUCACAAAGUUCAAACCACUAGACUGGCAGUCAUCGCAUCCUUACCUCAUUGCUGACAGGAUGGAGGAUCUCACAUCUCCUGAUUCAAUUAAAGAGGAUCCAUUGUGCAACCGAACCAUCUCAUUGUAUGGAUAUGUGCGUGGAACUAACAUGAAAUCCAGCUCCUAUGUUCACAUACCAGGUUGUGGUGAUUUUAAAAUGGCCAACCUUUCAGUCCUGCCUGACCCUUGCCCUCUUCCUGAGAAAGAAAAGAAGAGAUCACUUGAUGAGAGGGAGAGACUCAUUUAUGCUCCAAUGGCCGGCAUAGGAGGUGUGGUCUAUGACAAGGAUGCAGUAUACAUUGAAUUAGGUGGGAGUCAUUCCAUGAGUAAGAACACACCCACCAGUGAGAUCAUUCACUCGCUAAUGAAUACUGGUGAAUUAUUGGACAGUAAGAUGAAGGACUCACGACUGCAACUGGUGACCAACUCAAAAGUCCCACUGGUUGGAGCCGAGGAAGAGGAGAGAAAGAGAAGGAGAGUUACUUUUGAAGGAGAGGAAGAGAGCGAGACUGAUGGGAGCGAAGAUGAAGAAACAAAUGAAAUCAUAGAGAGUGAUGGAGAAGAUACUAGUGGCAUAGAAACUGACACUGAAGAAUCUAAUAAUGGAGAGAGUGACCAUGAAGAGAGUGACCAUGAAGAGAGUGACCAUGAAGAAAGCGAUGAAGUUGAAAGUGAUGAUAAUGAAGAUAUUGAUGAUGAAGAUAUUGAGAGUAAUGAUGGAGAAGAUUUUAAAGAUGAGACGGGUCUUAAGUGGAAGGAGAACUUGUUACAAAAAGCGGCUGCUUCUUUCAUGAGGAGCAGGAAAGUUUCACUCCAGAAGCUCAUAUACAGCAAUGACUCGGAAAGAAAAGAAGGAGAGAGUGACGAUCCAGGGAAAGAAGAACUAGGAGGAAUGUUUGUGACUCGGAAAUCGGUCAACGAUUCGCACUAUCACCAGAUCGACUCUUCUGUCACCGACUUACCUCUUAGUCAGGACUGGUGCGAUGGGGAGGCUGUUUCUGUUGCUAAGGAUUACUUUGUUACUGGUAGUUGGGGUGAUCUUGAUGCUCAAGCACUGCUGGAUGAAGAUGAGGAGCUUUAUGGGGACUUUGAGGAUUAUGAGACCGGACUGAAGACUGAAGGAGACGUAGAGGAGGGGGAGGAGGAGGAGGAGGAGGGGGAGAGAGAGAGGGAGAGGAAGAAGAGAGAGCUAAAGAAAGCUUUUGAUGUUCAGUACGAUAAUAAAGAUGAAGAGGUAACUUACUAUGAUGAGAUGAAGGAGAUAAUGGCUGAGCGAGCCAAGAGAAACAGACAAGAAUUUGAGAGUCUCCCCCCAGAGCAGAGACAGGACUAUAUAGGUGUACAACCAGGGGCUUAUGUCCGCCUAGAGAUACCAAACAUACCUUGCGAGUUUGUCCAACACUUUGAUCCAUCCUAUCCCAUAAUAGUCGGCAGUCUACUACCUGGGGAAGAGAAGUUGGGUUACGUCCGCGUUAGAAUGAAGCGUCAUCGCUGGUACAAGAAGAUUUUAAAGUCACACGACCCCCUGAUUGUGUCUAUGGGAUGGCGUAGGUUCCAGACCCUGUGUGUGUAUUCAGUGGAAGAUCACAAUGGGAGGAGACGAAUGCUCAAGUAUACUCCAGAGCAUAUUCACUGCAUGGCUUCUUUUUAUGGUCCUGUGACCACACCCAAUACUGGAGUCCUUGCUAUACAGUCUAUCAAUAAUAACAUCAACACUUCAGAUUUUCGAGUGGCAGCCACUGGGCUUGUAUUGGAGAUGGAGAAGUCAACCAGUAUAGUUAAGAAACUAAAGCUGACCGGAGUCCCUUACAAGAUAUUCAAGAACACCGCCUUUAUCAAAGGGAUGUUUAAUACUCCUCUCGAAUGUGCUAAAUUUCAAGGGGCAUUAAUUAGAACAGUCAGUGGGAUAAGGGGACAAGUGAAAAAGAAUCUCUCAUCACCGGAAGGAGCUUUUAGAGCCACAUUUGAAGACAAGCUUCUAGCAAGUGAUAUAGUAUUUCUCUCAACGUGGGUCCCUGUGGAGAUACCUCGUUACUACAACCCAGUCACAUCUCUUCUUUCCUCCGAUAAGACCCUCUGGGACGGCAUGAGGACAGUCGGACGCAUGCGAUAUGAAGAGGGUCUGAAAGCUCCUUUAAAGAAGGACUCUCUCUACAAGGAGCAGGUGAGAGGACCUCGUAAAUUCAAUCCUUUAAAAAUACCGAAAUCACUCGAGAAAGAGCUCCCGUUUAAAUCACGCCCGAAACUUUUCGCAAAGAGAAAAAAGAAGAGUCUUGCGGCUAAGAGAGCUGUUGUUUUGGAGCCUGAGGAGAAACGAGUGCGUACAUUGAUGCAACAACUGACAACUAUUCAUAGAGAAAAGGCAAAGAAGAAGCUAAUGAAGCAUAGGGAGGAUAUUAAUAAACACAUUGCAAAGAAGAAAGUAGAGGAAGAGAGGAAAUUGCGAAGCACACGAGAGUUGCGGAAGAGGUUUUACGUUGAGGUUGGUUACGAAGAGAAGAGAAGAGCAAAGAAAUCAAAAACUUCUUGAAACCUUAUAUUAUUGUUAUUAUUAUUAUUAUUAUUAUUAUUGUAUUAUUUAAUAAAGUGAAGAUAUUUUGAGUUAUGGGGAUUAUAUAAGUAAAUAACUUUAAAUUUGCUUUCGCUUUGUGAACAUUUGAUAGGUUUUAUUUAAAUAGAUUUAUUCAAUUAAAAAA
This is a messenger RNA of Amphimedon queenslandica, 3595 nucleotides long. RefSeq names its product ribosome biogenesis protein BMS1 homolog. The record is from RefSeq and is a predicted model, not a curated record. Gene Ontology annotation, molecular function: GTPase activity; U3 snoRNA binding; GTP binding. The transcript is spliced from 13 exons. Gene Ontology annotation, biological process: endonucleolytic cleavage of tricistronic rRNA transcript (SSU-rRNA, 5.8S rRNA, LSU-rRNA); maturation of SSU-rRNA from tricistronic rRNA transcript (SSU-rRNA, 5.8S rRNA, LSU-rRNA); ribosome biogenesis. Gene Ontology annotation, cellular component: nucleus; 90S preribosome. NCBI's taxonomy places the organism in Eukaryota, Metazoa, Porifera, Demospongiae, Haplosclerida, Niphatidae. Bases 142 to 3429 code for a protein of 1095 amino acids.